Molecule: messenger RNA, 4004 nt
Organism: Heterobilharzia americana
Lineage: Eukaryota; Metazoa; Platyhelminthes; Trematoda; Strigeidida; Schistosomatidae
Source: the annotation of a GenBank genome assembly
AUCAGAGGGUAGGAGAAUGAAAAAAACUGAAGCUAGCCUUACCUAAUAUUAUAAAUUUGCAAAAGAAUCACAAAAUAAUUUACUUCUUAAUCAUCAGCUCUAACAUCAAAUGAUGACAACUAGUACUAACACUGAAUUCACAUUAGCGUAAACAUUUCAGUAACAUGCACCUUCUAAUAACUGUAGUGGACAGAAGAUUUCCAGGGAAUACGAUGUCAUUAUUCACGUGUAAUUAUUGAAGAGUUACUUUCAAAGCACAGAAGUUAUAAUUAUUCUACUUCAGCAUGUCAGAUAAUUUCAACAUUACUACUGGUAAUACAAACAGUAUCAACAGCAGCAGUAGCAAGAAUGAAAUGAAAUCUGCAAAAGUAAUGCAUACCACUGCAUCCAUAGAUGAAUUAAUUCAUGGAUUAUAUUACAUUACAAUGGAAAUAUCACCUACAUGCCGUCAAGCUGCGACAUUGUUUUUGUCGGGUUUUUUUGUUGUCGGUGUUCUUUUGAUUAUACCAGCGCUUAUGCAAACCGCAGCUGCAUAUGUAUGGGCUGCUCAAGUUCGUCGUGAAUCAGUUACGCCAACUCAAUUGCAACAGUGCAGAACGAAUCAGUCGAAUACCGAUAAAACCCAAGUUCAGCAACAUACUAGAAAGCAUAGAUUACCAAAACAAGAUAGAACCUUAUUUCUUUAUCGUAUACUAGCCUGCAGUGGAUCAUUAUUUGUUCUAGUAUUUUCUACAUUACCACAAUUGGUGAUUGUUGUGGCAAAGCCCCAGAUACCAGAUAGCAUAGAUAAACGUUGGGGUUGGUGUCAUGCAUUUGUAUACGCGGAUCAUGUGACGAGAUGCUUUGCGAGUUAUUUAAUUGUCAUACCAUUUCUUUUGUUGUUUUGGAACUUUCUGUUCAGUGAAAUAGUACCACGUCAUCAUUUGAUUAUGCGCAAUGUAUUUGGAGUUAUCUUAAAGUCAUCCAUUAUUAUCGCCUUAUUUUCUUUAAGCAUACCAAUACCCAUUGUAAUAAGACAGUUUGAAAAGAUGUGUACAGCGAAAAGAAACUGUAUAUGUGGGCCAACACUACAUGGAAUAGCAACAUUUAUUUACUAUGAUUUUGUGGUAACUCGCAUAAUUCCAGCGAUUUUCGUCAUAUUCGUGAGUAUUGGCUUCUUAUGCUGGCUACCGAGAGAGGAUUAUGGUGUGUUUUAUGAACCAGCAAUAUUUUUAGCAUUCAUGAUACCACAUGUACUAUGCGAAAUUAUUAUACACAUAUUUCAUCGUGCACACAUAAUUAACAAGUUGGUCAACGUAAACUUCAGUAAUUUUAUGCUUCUAUCAUAUGCAUUAUACCAUAUGUCAUUCAGCUGUACAUUUGUUCUGGCCACACUGCGUUCCAUGUUAGGUGAAAUACAGGAAGAACGUCGUAAAAGAAGUAUGUUUUUAUUUGAUGAAAAUGCUGACUCCAGACAACACUCGCAACAGACAGUGAGAUGGUUACCAUCUCAUGCAAAUAAGCAAAGCAAUAGAGGCGUUGGUGGUGUUAGCGGUAGCAAUAUAAACAAUACGACAGAACAAUUACAUGGAACAAAACGUCGUACAAAUCUGAUUCAUGGCCUACAGAAACAGUUCUCUGUAGCUUACCGCUGGAAACCAGAUUUUACUGAAGAAGAAACCGGUGUUAUAUCUGGUCAGAUGGAAGAAUUAUCAAUGGAACAAUCAACAAAUCAGAAUAUUUCAAAUAAUGAUUAUAAUGAUACUGAGCCUAAUUUGUCAGAUGUUCCCGUGUUGAAUGAACCAGCUGACAAGUGUACUGAUGAUGUUAUGCUUCACUAUGCUAUUUUACAACGAUCAGCAAGUUUAAAGAGAAAAGAACAGGAGAAACGAACAAAGCCACACAUAGAUCCAUCUUACAGUAUCAUAAGAAGCUCAAAUUUUCCACAGCGACAUCAAAAACAACAACGAAUUCCACAGUAGUCCAGAAGUAACAGAAUGGUUUAAUUUUAUUUAACUUGAAGGUGAUGAACAAAUAUCCAAAGAAAGUGAAAAAAAUCAAGAGCAAUGAAAAUUCUGUGAAGUAGUAAAAUAAAUGUAUUUUCAACAUCCAUCUUAAGCCUCCUCUCAUUAUUAUCUAGUACUCCUAAAUUAAAAGUGAUAUUUUAAGUCAAAGUAUUACUGAUGAUAUUCUUAACAAUGAAUUCAAUGUACAAUAGUUUCACUACAUUUUGCAUUGUUCACUUUAUUUACAAAUAGGCUAAUAUGGGUUAUUAUUAGGGUUGAGUAAGAAUUUACAUUUUUUGAAAAAGAAACUUAGCAGGCCAUUAAAGACUAUGCGAAAAUUUGAAGCAGUACAUUGGAAUCCUGUAUAUUCAAGAAAUAAAUAUUAUAUAUGAAAUCAGGAUGUUGGUUUUUGGAUUACCAAUAAAUGCUAAUCAUUUACUCAAGACAAUGAGAAAGUCUUCAUAAAUGCAGAGAAAAGUGAAGAACACAUGUGCCUAGAAAAAUCAAUGAAAUUAAACUUCGAUUAGUAUAAAUGGAAAGACAGAUUACAAACACUGGAAAUCAAGUAGUCAAAGGCCAUCACUGGAUUUUUUUUCCAUGCUAAGAUUAGAUCUACGACCUUAAUGUCAAGAUGCCCUUUACAAAUGCUAUAAUAUGGAAAGUAAAUUGUCUGAUUGUUAAUUUCGAAGUGAAUUCUCAAACUGAAGUAGACCUACAUAUCUUUAAAGGCAUGAAGAUGAGUUAACUAAGAAGAUAAACUGAAGCAAAAGAGUUUGAGCCAGCUUAAGCGAAAUCUUGGGAUUAAUGAUUUAUACCCUUUUGUUAAACUUGUAUUUCUUGUUCUCUCCAUGUCUGGUAAUCGGAAGAACGAUAUUGCGUGACGAGUAACCGAGUUGACAGGUUUUAUUUCUUUCCCACAUUUUAUUUGUCGAUAUUUUGGAGCGUGUUAGUCCUUCUCGCUGUAUUCAGAUCUGUUGGCUAGUAGACAAUCGAUGCAAAUUCUAUAUUCAAAAGCAACACUUCAGAAACGACUGGUAGAUAACAUGUUUUCUACACGCUCUAUUUUAGCUUAAGUAUAUGAACUAGGCUAUUUGCAGUGACUAAUAUAUAAACAGUAAAUAAUUUUGCGCUAAUUCAUAAGUGCUACAAAAAACAGAAUCAUGCAUAAUAAAUCAUUUUUCAACACUAUCACAUUUAUAAAGAGAAUAUCAGUAAAACUAGUAGUUUAAGAACGUGGGAAAUAAGGGUAAGAUAAUAUAAAUAAACUAAUUGUAUUCACUCAACCACUUGAAUCUACCUUGAACUAAGCAUUCUAACUGACUGGCUAUUUAUGACAUAUAGUCUGAUUAACAGGUGCUUCGAUGUUGCCGGUGAUUUCACUUUGAACCCAUAUGCGAGCAAUGGCAGAUAAUCCAAUCUAAUCAGCAACAGCAAUCCAUAAGCUGAAGCACUCAACUAUAUCCACUGCAUUGGAAGUGAGUAAUUUAACUCAGUGGCUUAGUGAGUAACUCUGUGACACUCCAGAUAAUGAAUUUUAGGCACUGUAGCUCACUGAGGGAUAGAUAGUCCUGGCUGACGAGACCCAAAUAUAAACAAACCCACUUCCUUGAUUCCCCUGCUGCCCUCUCUUUUUAUCACAAGUAUUCAAUGAACUGAGGUCUUACGUUACAUUAACUACUUUUUUGAAAAACCAUCAAAGAAAAAAUGUUUUGUUAUACUUUCAUUCGUGAUUAUCUACUUCAUAAACUAAUGUAGCUUUUCGGUGCCUUACAAGUUUAGAUCGAUUUCCGCUUACUCUAAACAAUACUGCAUAUUUCAUUUUUGAAAGCGGAACGGUAAUGGUAUUCAAACACUAACGAGCUUACUUGCUUAGUUCAAAGCCAUAAGCAUAACUUCAAAUCUACUUCUCUAUACCAUUUACAAUGUACACACAACUUUCCAGUUAUGCUUAGUAUUCUCGUAUUCAAUAUUUUUAGCUUACAUGUUUUGAAGUAAGAGAUUGGAACAUGAAAAUUCACU